AACCCAUUAAUAAUAGUCAUGUAUAUUGCAUAUUGAGUCAGCUUAGUUAGAAAGAAACACAUUAUUUCAUAUUUGGAAGGGACGAAGGGGUUUAGUUAGUAGUAGCUAGCCUAAGCAUUUUGGCCUCUUUUCCUUGUCCAUUACGAAAACGCGUCAUCAUGAUCCUCGAAAGACUGUCCCAAAAAACUCUCUUUUCUUCUUUUUAAUUAUUUUUUUAUUAGGGUUAAUAUUUGUAUUAGGGGUUAAUAUUAUGUAUAUAGAAAUAAACGCUAUAUUUGUAUCUCUUACUACUGUAGUUUUUUCGUUCCCAAUAUAUAUAGCCGUUACCCGAAGACAAAAAACACGUCACCUGAAUAAACCCUCCUCUCCCUUGACAUAAAAAGCCUCCUCCUCCUUUCCUUACUUACCGCCACACUUUCCCACCUCAGAUUCUCUCCUCCCAAACACUUCUACUGCUGAUAAUAAUAAUACUAGUUUGUUUUUGUAUUCGUUUUCUUACUGUAACCCAACUGAUCUUUCUCUCCUUCUACAAAAAUUUCUUAACUCUUGCGCCAUGUUUUGUACUACACACCAUCUCAUCCCACCCCAUCCACUCCUCCAUCAACCUCCAUAGAUCGAUCAUAUUCAUCUUUCACUACUGUACUUCUAAUACCACCCUUUCCCUUCUCUCAAAAGAUUUACAUUUAAAAAGAAAAAAAUGCUUGUAUCGGUGUUUCUGGCUCUGUUUCUACCGUGCGCAGGGAUGAGCGCAGUGUUCGUGGUCUACCUCUGUCUGUUAUGGUACGCCACGAUUCAGCAGAAUGAAGAGGCUGAUCAGUUCCGACCACCGGUGAAGCCGGCUCCUAACCAAGGGUUGUCAGCUUCGGAGCUUGAGAAGAUUCCAAAAGUUAGCGUGAAAGAGCUUGUGAUGGGGAAUGAGUGCGCCGUUUGCCUAGACGAAAUCGAAGACGGGCAACCGGCUCGGCUUCUUCCCGGCUGCAACCAUGGCUUCCACCUUCAGUGCGCCGAUACAUGGCUCUCUAAGCAUUCGGUUUGUCCGAUUUGUCGGGCCAAGCUCGACUCCCAAUUUUUCAGUGACUCUGAUCAAAAUCCUUGUUAACUAAUUAAAAUUAAUUAAAUAAUGUCGUUUCAUUUUUACUAUUUUUGUUUGAUAUAUUUUAAUUUAUAUGUACAGUAAUAUAUAUAUAUAUUUUUAUAUCAACCUGAUCUUUGUUUGUUCAGUAUCUGAACACAUCGAGUGUUAGUGCUCAUUUUUAAUCAAUUAUUAAUUUUGGUGAUAA
Humulus lupulus (European hop) is the source of this 1280-nucleotide messenger RNA. Its product is annotated as E3 ubiquitin-protein ligase ATL23. Lineage: Eukaryota; Viridiplantae; Streptophyta; Magnoliopsida; Rosales; Cannabaceae. The coding region runs from base 698 to 1099 and encodes 133 amino acids. The transcript has a single exon. The record is from RefSeq and is a predicted model, not a curated record.